GUCUCUGUGUGUAUGUAUAUACAAAACACCCUUCUCUAUGGUGCAUGUAUAUAGCUGAAAAUCCUGUGAUUGAUAUUGUGAAUGAUUUAUGGUUGUUUUUUGUAGCCAUUGAACCAUUUUUUCAUUCACCUAUUGUUAUCCAGCCCAGAUCUCUAUCCUGUCCACAAGAGUAGCAUGAAUUAAACUGCAUCCUUGGCAGUCUCCCAAUUGACUAGCUAAAUAACCUCCAAAAUGGAGCCGUGCUGAUACCAUGUGACUCUCACUUCCGCAAUAUUUAUAGUAGGGGGGCAGUAGGGAGGCCAGGUUGGCCCCUUCUGUAACUUCUCCCUCCUCCCUCAGGCCUGUCUUCUCAAGACUCUGCCCUUCCCCCAGGAAGUAGAAUUACCGAGGCAAAAGGAAUGGCUUCCAGCUUCUCGCCAGCCAGAUCCCAGAAAUCGCUGACCUUCCAAGAUGUGGCAGUGGACUUCUCCCAGGAGGAAUGGGGGCUGUUGGAGCCUGCUCAGAAGGACAUGUACAGGGACGUGAUGUUGGAGAACUAUCAGAACUUCAUCUCCCUUGCAGGGCUUCCCAUUAUCAAACCCAGCAUGAUUUCCCAGUUGGAGAAAGGAGAAGCUCCAUGGAUUGCAGAGGGAAGAGUUUCAUUGAGCACUUACUUGGGUUCCCUUGAUCAGAAGAUGAGAUUCAAAACCAUUGAAUCAGCUCUCAAGCAGUGUAUUUCUAUGGGAGAAUCAUCUAGUGAGAGACUUACAAAGAAUGAUAUCCGAGAUUCUAAAGUGUCAGAAAUGUGGAAUUAUGAUAUCAGGUUAGAAAGGCAGAAAUGCAACCAAAAGAGACAGUCUAGACACGUAACAAUGACUCACAGAAAAACUUCAAAUGAACCAAGUGCUGCUCAUGAAGGUAAUACUUUGUGGAGAAAGCUCAGUCUAGGGUCAGUUUUUGACACACAACAAAAAGUUUCUGUGAGAAAAUGUCCAUAUAAAUAUGAUACACUUGGAAAGAACUUUAAGCCGUUUUCAGACCUAAUUAAACAUAAUAGAUUCUCCUUAGGCAAGAAAAUGUCCAAGUAUAAUAAAUGUAGAAAGCCCUUCAGCUAUCACUCAAACCUUAUUUAUUACCAUAGAAUACAUUCUCAAGGGAAAGCAUGUAAAUGCAAUGCAUGUGGCAAAGCCUCCAACAUUAACUCUUGCCUUACUGCAAACCAAAGAAUUCAUUCUACAGUGAAGCCCUAUAAAUGUAAAGAAUGUGGGAAAGCCUUCAGUCGAAAGGGAAAUUUUAAAAUACACAAGAUUAUUCAUACUAGAGAGAAAUCUUUUGAAUGUAAUGAAUAUGGAAAAGACUUCAGGAAAAAUCAGUACCUAAUUCAGCAUCAAACAAAUCAUGCUGGAGAGAAAUAUUUCGAAUGUAAUGAAUGUGGAAAAGGCUUCAGGAAAAGCUCAUCCCUUAUACAACAUCAAAGAAUUCAUACUGGAGAGAAACCAUUUGAAUGCAAUGAGUGUGGGAAAGCAUUCAGCCAGAAGGGAAGCCUUAAUGCGCAUCAGAGAAUUCACACUGGAGAGAAACCCUAUAAAUGUAAAGAAUGUGGACAAGCCUUCAACUGGAUGGGAAACCUUAAUACACAUAAAAAAAUUCAUACCGGAGAGAAACCCUAUGUAUGCGAUGAAUGUGGGAAAGUCUUUAGCAGGAAAGGGAGCCUUAUUGCUCAUACCAGAAUUCAUACUGGAGAAAAACCUUUUCAGUGUAAUGAAUGUGGUAUAUCUUUCAAAUGGCGUAGAUACCUUAAAGAGCAUAAAAAAAUUCAUACUGGUGAGAAACAUCUUGAAUGUAAUCAGUGUGGGAAAGGUUUGAGGAAGACCUCAUCCCUAAUGCAACACCAAAGAAUUCACAAUGGAGAAAAACCUUAUAAGUGUAAUGAAUGUGGAAACUCUUUCAACCGGAAGGAACAUCUUAAAACACAUAAAAUAAUUCAUACUGGAGAGAAACCAUUUGAAUGUAAUGAAUGUGGGAAAGCCUUCAACCAGAAGGGAAGCCUUAAUAUACAUCAAAGAAUCCAUACUGGAGAGAAACCAUAUAAGUGUAAAGACUGUGGGAAAGCUUUCAGAUGGAAGGGAAACCUUAAUACACAUGAGAAAACUCAUACUGGAGUGAAACCCUAUAAAUGUAAUGAAUGUGGGAAAUCCUUCAGUCGAAAGGGAAACCUUAAUGCACAUAAUAGAAUUCAUACUGGAGAGAAACCUUUCCAGUGUAAUGAAUGUGGGAUAGCAUUCAAGUGACUCGCAAAUCUUGCUAAGCAUUAGACAAUUUGUACUGGAGAGAAACCUUUGAAUAUAAUGUAUUUGGGAAAGCUUUCAAAGGAAUACCUUGCUGAUCAUCAAAUAAUUAUUUCUGGGGAGAAUCUUUAUAAAUGUAAUGAAUAUAGUUCAUCCCUCAUCAGAGACUUCAUAUUAAAGGUGAACUGUGGAAUUGUUAUAUAAUGGGGGGAUGUCAUAAAUUCAUCAUUUAUUAAAAACUGAAUAGGUGUUAGAUUUUUUUUCACCAACUACCUCAUCAUUGUUGCUUUGAGAAGGGAAAAUGACAGUAUCCUUUUUAUCCCUCUUGUUCAUAUCUAUUAAAUGCCAUUAAGUACCAUUGAAGUUAUAUUGUAUUAGGUAUUUGAGAAUAUUAAGUUAAAGAUGGUCCUUGACUUAAGGCUCACAUAGAGGCAAAAGGGAGGAAAAAAUGUGACAUAAUUAAAACAAUAUAUGGUAAUUAUAUGAUAUGUACAGUAAGAAGUUUGCAAAUUCUAAGCAGGAAAAGAUAUUACAGAUAUUAAUCUGGUAGGGCAGUGAGGAUUGGGGAAGUCUUUGUGGAGGAGAGGCUAGUGCAGUGAUAUUAAAAAAAAAUAGGACAUUAAGUGGAAAGUACUUUACAGGCUUAGGGAAUACUAUAGGCAAAGCCUAGAGGCAGAACAGAAUGGAACUUUAGAGGGAUUUGGUAAAUAAUCCAGUUUAGCAAUUAGCAGUUAAGAGUAUAGAAGACAGUGCUAAACCAUGAGUCAGAUACUGGGACCAAACAUUUAGUAGCCAUGUGACUUUGAACAAAUUAUUUAAUCUCUCCAGAUGUUGGAUUCUUCGUCUGUAAAAUGAAAAUUAGAUAAUAUCUACAGUCAUUUCUGACAGACACCAUGGUGAAAUCAAUCAUCCUUGGAGUCAGGAUAGCCUGAUUUCAAGUCUUAUUCCUGACACAUACUUAUGGCUGUUUGACCACAGGCGAAUCCCUUAAUUCCUCAGAUGACUUUCUGAGGUUUAAAAUUACAGAUUGUUCACCACACUUCAUUGGUAGAAGGAAUUUCCACAAGUAAAACAUUGAAAUCUCACAUUUAGCACAAAGUUUUUUCCAGCUCUUCAUGAAGGUGCCAUUUUACUUUUGUCUUUUAAUGCCCAACACAGAGCACAGUGCUUUGCACUUAAUAAGCACUUCAUAAAGAUUUUUUAAUAAAUCAAUGAUGAUCCUGUCAGUAGAAUGAGAUAAAAAUGUGUGGCAAUGCCAAUUUAGGAAGGGUUUUGAUUGUCAAGGCUAAAAAAUUUGAACUUACUUUGAGGGGUGAUUGAAAGUCCCCAAAAGAUUUUCAGCAGAGAAAGGAAUAUAAUUUAAACAUAAGUAAGAUGGAUAUGUUAAUUGCUAAUAUUUAUGUAACACUUUAAGGCUU
Sarcophilus harrisii (Tasmanian devil) is the source of this 3685-nucleotide messenger RNA. Its product is annotated as zinc finger protein 883. NCBI's taxonomy places the organism in Eukaryota, Metazoa, Chordata, Mammalia, Dasyuromorphia, Dasyuridae. The record is from RefSeq and is a predicted model, not a curated record. Gene Ontology annotation, biological process: regulation of transcription by RNA polymerase II. The transcript is spliced from 4 exons. Gene Ontology annotation, molecular function: RNA polymerase II cis-regulatory region sequence-specific DNA binding; DNA-binding transcription factor activity, RNA polymerase II-specific. The coding region runs from base 399 to 2270 and encodes 623 amino acids.